Petromyzon marinus (sea lamprey) is the source of this 3957-nucleotide messenger RNA. The record is from RefSeq and is a predicted model, not a curated record. NCBI's taxonomy places the organism in Eukaryota, Metazoa, Chordata, Hyperoartia, Petromyzontiformes, Petromyzontidae.
AUGCCCCCACGGGUGCCCGCCCCCCCUCCAGGACCAGUGAAGGCCCGGCCCUCAUCUGUGCUCAUCUUCUCCACGGAGCUGGCCAAUAGGGCAGCGGAGGCAGUGACGCAGGGAAGGUCCGACUCCAUUCUCUCCUUCCACAAGCAAGAGAAGGGCUUCCUACAGAAGAACAACCAGCCGCCGGUGAGCCGCACCUUGUCGCAGCUGCUGCAGCAGCAGCAGCAGCCUCACCGAGCUACACCACCUGGAGGUGUCCACCAGCAAGUGGAGCACUCGCCCUCACACCCCCCACAGCCGCAGCAACCAAAACCGCAGCAGCAGCAGCAGCCGCCCUCCGAGCCGGGCCCCCACCCUCUUCCGCCGCAGGAGAAUGGCCCCAGUCCGCUGCCGGGGCCAGCCGCUGCGAGACCGCCGGCGGGGGAAGGCCCGACCAAUGGCACGGAGGCGGCGCCCGCUGCAUCGUCGCAGGCCCCCGGGAGCUGCAGCGGUUGCGCGACGCCGGGGCACGGCGGCGGAAUGCCGGCAAACCAGGCGGGUGGCCCUCGUGGCCCCGGCGGUCCCGGCGGUCCCGGCGGUCCCGGCGGCCCCGGCGGCCCCUGCGUCCCCGGCGGGCCGUGCGGCCCUUGCGGCCCAUGCGGCCCCGGCGGUCACCUGCUGGGGAACACGGAGGGGUUGUCGCUGGAGCAGCUGGAGCACCGCGAGAUGUCUCUGCAGAAGCUGCGCGACAUCCAGAGGAUGCUCUUCCCAGAGCAGAGCGACCAGGACUUCCCGCUGCGGACUAGCACUUCCAACUGGGGCCACAAGCCCAACCACGACGGCGUGGGCAUGAAGAGGGCACCCGACGAGCAGCUGAUGCCGCAGGGCAUGAAGAGGCCCGAGGACCCGCUGCAGGCGAUGAUGUCUCAGACGCAGAACCUGGGCGGCGGGCCGCUGGAGCCCGGCGCGAUGCAGCCAUCGGCCAUGCACCCCAACUCGAUGCUGUCACUGCAGGAGCAGCCGCCCGGGCUGCACCCCGGGGCCCUGCUAUCGAUGCAGGAGCACCAGGCCGGCCGGGCCAUGCAGAUGUCGCCCGGCAGCGGGCAGGAGCAGAUGACGCCGGAGCAGCUCGCGUGGUUCAGGCUGCAGCAGGAGUUCUACGAGGAUAAGCGGCGAAAGCAGGAGCAGGCCGUCCACCAGAGGGGCUUCCAGGAGAUGAUGAUCCUGCAGCAGCAGCAGCAUCCGCUGGGAGGGAUGCCGAGGCCGCCGCCCCCUCCGUACCGGAACGUUCCUGGGGGGCGGUUCCCCGACGGUAUGAUGCCCGGCAUGCGGGACCAGUUUGGCGACCCACUGGACUUCCCGGGCCCCAUGGUGGCGAGGAGCAUGGGCGGCUUCAACAUGGGACCGAGAUUCCCUGGGAAUGCCAUGCAGAGGUUUCCCGGCGGCGGGCGGAGGCUCAUUGACAUGGAUGGCCCCAUGAACCCGAUGCAGCAGCAGCAACUGCACCCGGGCCUCGCGUGGCAGGACGAGCUGAUGUCGGUGAUGCCGGGCGGCCUGGGGCAUGAGCGGAUGCCGGUGCCCGAGCAGCUGCUGCGCCAGCGGAUCAUGGAGAAGCGUGGGAUGAGAGGCUUGGGCAUCCCGGCGGGGCGAGGCAUGCCGCAAAACCCGGACAUGGAGCGGCUCUUCCACUCCCAGCGCCACCUGGAUCCGGCGAUGAACGCGGGGCUCUUUUCCCCCCUGCCCGGCGACCACUCGCCCGUGCCACACCCGGGCAUUGAUCCCGGUGUCCUGCAGAGGGGCAUGCUGAUGAGUCCCAAUAUGGGCGGCCCUCAGCCGGGACUCGGUGGGCCGGACUUUGAGAUGAUUAGUCCUGCCCCGAGAAACCUCAACCUCAUGUCCCCGCAGCAGCAGCAGCAACAGCAGCAGCAGGCGAUGAUAUCCCAGAAGCUGCGAGACUCCCUGCAGCAGAUACCAGAAGAGGACAUAUUGCUGGGACCGAUGGCGGAGAGCGCAGACCUCCUGAUGCUGGCGCAGCAACACCAGCACCAGCAGCAGCAGAAAAUGCUGAUGUCAGCGCAGCAGGGCCAGCACGGCAUGAUCAUGUCGCCGCUGCAGGACUUCCCCGGCGGGCCCGGCUCGUUCCCGGACAUCCUGCAAGGCAUGGAGGCGCUGGAGCAGCAGUUUGGGCCCGACCAGGCCAUAAUGGGCAACAACCUGGCGAGGCCCGGCCCCGUGGGCCCCGCAGGAGGGCCCAUGGGUAACGCGAGCGUCGUGCCGCCGCAGAGGGCGCUGGGACGACGGCCGGCAAAGCUGCCAUUGCCGGCUUCUCCGGGAAUCGGGGCGAUGAAGUCGCCGAGCCUGGGGCCCGUCCACUCGCCCGCCGUCAACUCGCCCAGCACCGCCAUGGCCACCCCACCCAGCGCCUCCAUGAAGUCCCCCGCGCAGGCACAAACGGCACUGGCGGCCUCUGCAUCUGGGAGCGUGGGAGGUGGAGGCAGCGGCGGCGGAGGAGGAGGAGGUGGCGGCGGAGUCGGCUCGGCUCUGAGUGGGCGGUCUCCGGCGGGCUCACCCGCCCACCUGCGCUCCCCAGCCUCGUCCCUGCCGGCACCGUCGCCCGGGUGGGCCUCCUCUCCCAAGGCUCUGCCGCCGUUGCCGAGCCCUGGCGGCGUGGCGACGCACGGCAAGGGCCCGGCGAGCCACGGCGGAACCCCGGCCCCACCGCACACCGGCAUGGAUGCAGGCACCAGCCAGGCGGGGCAGCUGGUGAGCGUGGCCGGCCCCGCCAACUUUCCGUGCACAACCAAGGAGCCGCCGCUGCCGCCACCACCCAGCUCUUCGCAGCAUCCCCUGUCGCUCAUGUCGCGGAUGUCGCAGUUCGCGAUGCCCAGCUCCACGCCGCUCUACCACGACGCCAUCAAGACCAUCGCAAGCUCCGAGGACGACCCCCCUGGGCCGGACCGCUCGCCCGGUCUCCCGGCAUUGCCGCCCCUCGCCGGUCCCGGCCUGAACACAGGACACAUGGGGCCUGGCAGGAUUCCUUCCCAGAAUACUCUGGGGCCAGGGGCGGCAGGAAGCCCCCUGGGGAUGAGCCUGGCGGGGCAGCAGGCCCUCGCGCACGGGCCCGGUGGGGCAGCCAUGCUGUCCGCUCACAGCCCGGCCGGAAGUGGGCCCAUGAGCCUGGGCGGCCCAAUGCAUCACUCCGAGAUUGUGCCAGGAUCCGCCUUGGCUGACGCCAUGAUGGCCGCCCGCCACCCCCAGUCUCUGCCCCCCACUCGCCUGGGCCCCCCUCUGCACCACGGCCAGCCACCCGCCGGGGCCAGCGGCCUGCACUCGCCGCAUCCCCCUCGCAUCCCCAUGGGGGGCGCUUUCCCCGGUCCGGGGGGGCCCGGACCUGGGGGGCUGCCCUUUCCCAGCGAGGGCAUGCCCGGUCCUCCGCCAGGCCCCAGCCUUUCCCCAGACAUGAUGGGCAGCAAGCACAUGGGGCCAUCCACUGACGGGGGAUUCAGCCCAGUGCUGCCUGGCAUCUCCACCGUGCUCAGCGACCCCGACCUCCAGGACCACCAACCGUCGGUAUUUGCCCAGGGCCAGCCCAACCCAGCGGGUUUCCCGGGCAUGGUGCCGGCCGGAGCGGGCAGCGGUGGUGGUCCGGGCGAGCCGGGCAUGCUGCGGCCGUCCAUGAGCGUGCCCAACCUCUCGGGGAGGGGCGGUGGAGGCGGUCCCAUCAGGGGACAGCCCCCGCCGCCGUCGCCGCACGGCAAGCAGAGGAGCCGGUCGGCGUCGGGAGAGGUGGUGCUGUUCGGGCCGCACGACGCGCUGCAGCCGAUGCCGCCGAUGCAGGGCCUCAUGGCGCCGCCGCUGGCAGGGCAGCCGCACGGCGCAAUGAUGCUGCAGGCGGCGCAGUUCCGGCAGAGGAGCAUGUCCGUGGACAUGCCCAUGGGCUUCAACAACGGGCCGGGCCACCCAGGAAACAUGCCCAUUUGA